AUGAAAAACUCAAGGAUCAAGUCCUUAGAUCGAGUCGAUGAGUCCGUAACGCAAGGGGAUUGGAACGUCCAAAAUGAGAGCACAGGACAUUUCUUCUUCAUCUUUGGAAUUUCCCCCCCGAUGAACGAAAGAAUGGGGGAAUCGGGACAGCGACGAAGAGGACCGCGUCGCCCGUUUCCCCCUCUGUCUCGUUCUCUCCUCCAAAUUAAGUGGAUCUCGUCUUGCGUGGCAGCCGCAGUCAUGAGGUUCGAGGGAAGGAGGAAGUGGAUCUGCUUGCUGCUGCCCCUCCUCGACUGGGGGGUCCGGGAUGCGGCUGGGCAGAACACGAACCCGGUCAUCACCACGAACAUCAUUGGUGCCGGGGCGGUGACCGGAAUUAUCCCACCGAACAUCGUAGGAACUGUGUUACCUUUCAUCCCUCUUCUCUGCCUCUUCUCCGCCAUCAAGUCGGGUAAGUUCAAACUGGCGUUCGACAACAAGCACCGAAAGUUCAAGGGACAUAAGAGACCAUCCGUGAACAAGAUUGUCGUGCACCAGCACGUGAAGAAGCCGCACCACCACCACACCUCAGAGCCGAUCUUCGUGGACCCUUCUUCCUCGUCCUCUCUGUCCUCUUCGUCGGGGGGUGUGGGGUCCUUCACGAAUCACCUCGCUCCCCGUUCGCUGAGACGGGUUGACGGGGAGCCGGCUCGGAAGCGGGGGAGGUCGGGCAAGGCGGUGUCCAGGUUCAGCAAGGGGGGUUAA
Molecule: messenger RNA, 744 nt
Organism: Darwinula stevensoni
Lineage: Eukaryota; Metazoa; Arthropoda; Ostracoda; Podocopida; Darwinulidae
Source: the annotation of a GenBank genome assembly